AUGGCAGUGGCUUGGGGCGCUCGGCGCUUGAGUGAGAUGGGUGGCGUGAACUUCCUGGCGGAGCUUCUCAGCACUGGUCCACCUGGUGAGAAGCCCAUUGUGGCCGUGGUUCGUGGGCGGCAGGAGUUUGGUCCCCGUGCCCUGGGCCAUCGAUCUUUGCUGGCAGUCCCAGAUUCCGCGCUGAUGAGGGAUCGCAUGAACCGUUUGAAAGGCAGGCAGUGGUUCCGGCCGGUUGCGCCCAUGAUUGCUGACGAAGCCUUGAGACAGGUCUUCGGCCGAGAGGUGAAGUCACCGUACAUGUCCAUGGCCCCUCGAGUUCUGGAGGAGGUGCUCAAAGAAUUUCCUGCAUUGGCACAUUUGGAUGGCACAGCUCGCCAUCAGUCAGUAGGUGCAAAAGAUGAGCCCUGGGUACAUGCGCUGCUGCUGGCAGUGGGAAAACACACAGGCUUGGCAGCCUUGAUCAACACUAGUUUCAACUCCAAAGGACGUCCGAUUGCUAACACGGUGAAGGAGUCCUUGGAUAUGUUGCGAGAGCUUUCAGAUCUCGAUUAUGUGCUCAUUGAGGAUUGGCUUUUCAAAGCGCCUGGCAGACAAUAG
Molecule: messenger RNA, 597 nt
Organism: Durusdinium trenchii
Lineage: Eukaryota; Dinophyceae; Suessiales; Symbiodiniaceae
Source: the annotation of a GenBank genome assembly